AUGUUGGGAAAUCACGAUAGUACCAUGACAUAUAUUCCAACACCUGGACAGUUCUUUGUGACUAAGGGUAUCAAGCAUACUUAUUCCCGUUCCUCUUCUCCUCAGCAAAAUGGUGUUGCUGAGCGAUUGAAUCGCCCUUAUUUGAAAGCCAAGUCUAUCUUUUUAUCUCUGCUCCUAAUACUUAUGGGUUCAAAUACUGAAACUGGUGUUUUGUUGGGUAUUCUUUGGAUCAUUACAGCUUAUCGAGUUCUUCUUGAUUCAAGCAUUGUUGAAGCCAGGAGUGUUUACUUUGAUGAGUCCAAGUUUCCAUUUAUGAAAAGUGAUAAGGACUUGUCUAUUAAUGGUACUGGUGUUGGGUUUAGUGUUGGUUCUGGUUCAGGGUCCAUUUUUGGGUCUCAUAGAUCUUUACCAGCAUCCUCAUCUGGUUCUGGUUCUGGUUCUGGUUCUGGUUCUAUUUGUGCUUUACCGUCUCCGUCUCCGUCUUCUUCUCCUUCUCAUUCUCCGUCGGCGCCUCCUUCUUCUUCUUCUUCUUCUAUUAUUGUUCAUAAGCCUCGUUCUGUUCGUCGCAUUUUGUCUACACCUUCUGCUCCUCUUGAGUCUCCUACUCUUCCUUCUAUUCCUUCUGUUCCAUCUCUUCCUAGUUCUCCUAUUCUUCCACCUUCAGAUCAUGAUGUCUCUAUCUCUCCUGACUCAAGUCCUAUUGUUUCUCCUUCGGAAUAUAUUCCUUCACAAUUAGACUUAUCUGAAGCUGGUCCAUCUAUUAAUGAAUCUGAUAUUUCAGGUGAUUCUGGGAUCUCGCAACGAGGGGGUGAUAUUGGGUUUCAACCGUCUAUCAUUGCUUCGUCUCCCAUUCCACCACCUUCUGUUGAAUUGGAAGUAGUGCCACUUAGUCAAGAAUCUCCUUCGUCUGAUCUUGUUAAUUCUCUUGACCAAGCUGGUAACGGUCAGCGAGAUCAAUUUGACGAUGAACAGGAGAUCGGCAGAUGUCCCCAUAGACUGGCGUUGUUCUUUGAAUGGGUCUCAGAUGUUGAGUGGGCAACAGAACUUCCAGUGCUGGCUGACUCAAAAGGAUGGGGGUCCUUCAUUGACUCUGAGUGUUUCCGUGAUUAG
Molecule: messenger RNA, 1110 nt
Organism: Magnusiomyces paraingens
Lineage: Eukaryota; Fungi; Ascomycota; Dipodascomycetes; Dipodascales; Dipodascaceae
Exons: 4
Coding region: 1-1110 (369 amino acids)
Molecular function (GO): nucleic acid binding
Source: RefSeq, a predicted model, not a curated record